UUUAUGAGAUUGCUUAUAUAGAAACAAUUAUAGAUUCUGUUAGUGAAGGUGAUAUGGUCUCAGAUGAAAUGGUCUUAGGUGAAAUAGUCUUAGGUGAAAUGGUUUUAGAUGAAAAUACUGAAGUAGUCUCCGAAGUAGUUUCUGCUACUAAGAAAUGCUAUUUCAUUAAUAAAGAUUGGAAUAUUCGAAAACUACUCCUAGCGCUUAAAUUAGUUCCUUCGCCACAUACAGGAGCUGUUAUUAGUAAUACAUUUUUUAAGUGUCUUGAGGAUUAG
Molecule: messenger RNA, 275 nt
Organism: Dentiscutata heterogama
Lineage: Eukaryota; Fungi; Glomeromycota; Glomeromycetes; Diversisporales; Gigasporaceae
Source: the annotation of a GenBank genome assembly